CCGGGAGCCCCGGGCCGCGCCGCCGCCAUGGGCUCGCUGUUCCGCGGCGAGCCCGUGUGCCUGGCGCAGCUCUUCCUGCAGAGCGGCUCGGCCUACGAGUGCCUCAGCGAGGUGGGCGAGUGCGGCCUGGCCGAGUUCCGAGACCUUAACCCAAAUGUAAGUGUGUUUCAGAGAAAAUAUGUGAAUGAAGUGAAGAAAUGUGAAGAAAUGGAAAGAAUACUUGGGUAUUUAGUACAAGAAAUUAAAAAAGCAGAUAUUCCACUUCCUGAAGGAGAUGUUGCUCCUCCUGCCCCCUUGCUGAAACACAUUUUAGAAAUCCAGGAACAGCUGCAGAAGUUGGAGACAGAAUUGAGGGAAGUAACUAAAAACAAAGGAAAAUUGAGGAAAAACUUGCUUGAAUUGACAGAAUACAAGUACAUGUUACAGAUCACACAGAAUUUUGUCAGGAGAACACCUGAGCAUGAAUCCUAUUUACAUGGAAAUUUUGAAGAAUUUUCUUCUGUGGAAAAUGAGCCAUUGGUGGAUUUAAACUGCACGCACAGACUGAGUACCUCACUGGGAUUCAUAUCUGGGUUAGUUCACAUUUCAAAGAUUGAAGCAUUUGAAAAAAUGCUGUGGAGGGUCUGUAAAGGCUAUCCCUUUCUUACCUAUGCAGAGCUGGAUGAGGCUCUGGAAGAUCCAGAUACAGGUGAAACCACAAAGUGGGCUGUUUUUUUAGUGUCCUAUUGGGGCGAACAAAUCGGUCAAAAAGUUAAGAAGAUUUGUGACUGCUAUCGCUGUCACGUGUACCCCUACCCCGAUACCACCGAGGAGCGCCAGGCCGUGGUCGAAGGACUCAAUGUUCGUAUUCAGGAUCUUGAAACUGUGCUGAAUAAAACUGAGGAAUACUUGCGCCAGGUCUUGUAUAAAGCAUCGGAAUCCAUCUAUACUUGGGUUAUCCAGGUGAAGAAGAUGAAAGCCAUUUACCACGUCCUUAACCUGUGUAGUUUUGAUGUCACAAAUAAAUGUUUAAUUGCUGAAGUUUGGUGUCCAUUGGCUGAUCUCCACAAAUUGCGCCAUGCAUUGGAGGAAGGCUCGAGGAAGAGUGGAGCUGCAAUUUCAUCAUUCAUGAAUACCAUCCCAACAACACAACCUCCUCCGACUUUGAUACGUACCAAUAAAUUCACCUCAGGGUUCCAGAACAUCGUUGAUGCUUAUGGAGUUGGAAGCUAUGGGGAAGUCAAUCCAGCUCUCUAUACCAUCAUCACUUUCCCCUUCUUGUUCGCGGUCAUGUUUGGAGACUUCGGGCACGGGCUGCUCAUGUUCAUAUUUGCACUCCUGACAAUACUGUAUGAAAACCACCCUAGGUUAAAAAGAGUGCAAUAUGAGAUAAUGAAAAUGGUAUUUGAAGGCCGAUAUGUGAUAUUGUUAAUGGGGCUGUUUUCUAUAUACACUGGAUUGAUCUAUAAUGACUGUUUUUCAAAGUCAAUAAAUAUAUUUGGAUCUGGAUGGAGUGUUUCAGCAAUGUUUGAACGGAAGGUUUGGAGCCUUGAGGACCUGAAAUCUAAUCGAUAUUUAGUGCUGGAUCCAAAUGUUUCUGGUGUCUACAAUGGAGUUUAUCCCUUUGGAAUUGAUCCGAUAUGGAAUUUGGCAAGCAACCGCCUCACUUUUUUAAAUUCAUUCAAAAUGAAAAUGUCUGUGAUCUUUGGAGUGACUCACAUGACAUUUGGAGUUGUAUUGGGGCUGUUUAACCACUUGCAUUUCAAGAAGACCUAUAAUAUUUAUUUGGUUUUUAUUCCUCAACUUCUAUUCAUGUUGUGCAUAUUUGGCUACCUGGUGUUCUUGAUCUUCUUUAAAUGGUUGGCGUACUCUGCAGAGGACUCUGCAGUUGCCCCCAGUAUUCUGAUACAGUUUAUUAACAUGUUCCUGUUUCCUGGUAAUGAAACAAAGAGCUUCUUCAGUGGCCAGAUUCCUCUGCAGAAGUUUUUACUUUGUGUUGCUUUUUUUUGUGUUCCUGUAAUGCUGCUUGGUAAACCACUUUAUCUCUACUGGUUGCACAGUGGAGGCCAAGGCAUAAGAAUGUACAGGAGCGGCUACAAGCUUAUCCGAAAAGAAAGUGAAGAAGAACUUUGUCUCCUGUCAUGUCAUGAUCUUGAAGAAGGAGUCAGUCAUUCAGACAGCGGGCACAGGGAGGGGGAUGCAGAGGAGCUGAACUUGGCAGAUGUUUUUAUGAAUCAAGCAAUUCAUACCAUUGAAUAUUGUCUGGGAUGCAUCUCUAACACAGCCUCAUACCUGAGACUCUGGGCAUUGAGUCUUGCUCAUGCACAGUUAUCAGAAAUUCUGUGGCAGAUGGUGUUGAGGAUGGGUCUCCGUGUGGAUACGAAGUUCGGUGUCUUGCUGCUAAUCCCUGUUCUGGCAUUCUUUGCUGUGCUGACAGUUUUUAUUCUGCUGGUCAUGGAGGGGCUUUCUGCUUUUCUCCAUGCAAUACGACUUCACUGGGUGGAAUUUCAAAACAAAUUCUAUUCCGGUGGAGGAUACAAGUUUACGCCUUUCUCUUUUAAGCACAUUUCUUUAAAUUUUAAUAAAGAUGGUGCAUUAUAAUUUGGCUGCAGAAAUGUUUGGAAUUGUCUGCGAAUAACUGCGUGAUUGGAUCUUGCCUAUGAAUGGUUUCUUGUGGAACAAAGUGGUUUUCACUGAUUGCCUUAUAACGCAGCCAAACAAUUCUGUAAAGCAUACCUCCUCUAGAAAGACAUAGCAGAGCUGGAGCAUCUUGUAAAAUAUAUAGAUAUAAAAUGUACACUUUUCUUCAUAAACUAAUGUUGUAAAUUAAUUUUAUUCUU
Messenger RNA from Pseudopodoces humilis (Tibetan ground-tit), 2819 nucleotides. It is a transcript of the gene ATP6V0A2, whose product is annotated as ATPase H+ transporting V0 subunit a2. Gene Ontology annotation, biological process: vacuolar acidification; proton transmembrane transport. The record is from RefSeq and is a predicted model, not a curated record. Lineage: Eukaryota; Metazoa; Chordata; Aves; Passeriformes; Paridae. Gene Ontology annotation, molecular function: proton-transporting ATPase activity, rotational mechanism; ATPase binding. Gene Ontology annotation, cellular component: plasma membrane; vacuolar proton-transporting V-type ATPase, V0 domain; vacuolar proton-transporting V-type ATPase complex.